CCUCUGAUCCGGAACUCCCGGCAAAGAUGGCGGCGGCCAGGUGUAGGAGGCUUUUGCUCCGCGGUCCGGGGCUGUCAUUGCACACUGCGGCCAAAGCUGCCGUCACUGCCGCAGAAGUGGUCGGCUCAGAUGUCGCAGCGGCCCCCCUCGCGCGCUACCCGCCAAUCUUGGCCUCCCUGACUGCCGACAGCAAAGCGGCGCGGCAGCGGCGAGUGGAGCGAUGGCAGGCCACGGUGCACGCGGCCGAGUCCGUGGACCAGAAGCUGCGAAUCCUCACCAAGAUGCAAUUCAAGAAGUACGUAGUUUACCCCCAGACCUUCGCCCUGAAUGCCGACCGCUGGUACCAGAGCUUCACCAAGACCGUGUUUCUGUCGGGCUUGCCGCCGCCGCUCACCAAGGCCCAGCCGGAGCCCGACCCCGACUCCGCGUCCUCCCUGGACCUCGCGGCCCUGCGCGCCGCCGCCUGCGACUGCCUUCUGCAGGAGCACUUCUUCCUGCGGCGCAAGAAGCGCGCUCUUUUCUACCGGGACCGUGAGGCCGUCGCCUCGCCUUUCCUGGACCAGCUGGUAGCCUCCCUCAUGGGCCUGCUCAGCGCGCACAACCCGGCCUUGGCUGCCGCUACCCUCGAUUGUAAACGCCCAGUUCACUUUUACUGGUUGCGUGGCGAAGAUAUUAUUCCUUGUGGUCAUCGAAAAGGUCGAGUUGAUGCUUUGCGAUACCAAAUAAAUGAUAAACCACACAAUCAGAUUCGAAUGUCCAAACAGCUCCCUGAGUUUGUGCCUCUGGAUUAUUCUGUACCCAUAGAAGUCGCUGUUAUGAAUUGUAAGCCAGACAAACUUCCGUUAUUCAAACGGCAAUAUGAAAAUACUAUAUUUAUUGGCUCAAAGACAGCAGAUCCACACUGUUACGGACACACCCAGUUUCAUCUGCUACCCGACAAGUUAAAAAGGGAAAGGCUUUUGAAACAAAACUGUGCUGAUCAGAUAGAAGUUGUUUUUAGAGCUAAUGCAAUUGCAAGUCUUUUUGCUUGGACUGGAGCACAAGCUAUGUAUCAAGGAUUCUGGAGCGAAGCAGAUGUUACUCGACCUUUUGUCUCCCAGGGUGUGAUCACAGAUGGAAAGUACUUCUCCUUUUUCUGCUACCAGUUAAACACUUUGGCACUGACUGCACAAGCUGAUCAAAAUAACCCUCGUAAAAAUAUAUGUUGGGGGACACAAAGUAAGCCUCUUUAUGAAACAGUCGAAGAUAAUGAUGUGAAAGGGUUUAAUGAUGAUGUUUUACUUCAGAUAGUUCACUUUCUACUGAAUAGACCAAAAGAAGACAAAUCACAGCUGUUGGAAAACUGAGAAAAAACAUUUGAUUCAGGACUUUGGGAUUACUUAAGUUUCACUGAAGAAACAAUAAAAGGAAUUUUGACAAUGAGA
Molecule: messenger RNA, 1424 nt
Organism: Camelus dromedarius (Arabian camel)
Lineage: Eukaryota; Metazoa; Chordata; Mammalia; Artiodactyla; Camelidae
Gene: MRPS30
Product: mitochondrial ribosomal protein S30
Exons: 5
Coding region: 27-1346 (439 amino acids)
Biological process (GO): translation
Cellular component (GO): ribosome; mitochondrial large ribosomal subunit; mitochondrion
Molecular function (GO): structural constituent of ribosome
Source: RefSeq, a predicted model, not a curated record